Molecule: messenger RNA, 1913 nt
Organism: Nicotiana attenuata
Lineage: Eukaryota; Viridiplantae; Streptophyta; Magnoliopsida; Solanales; Solanaceae
Product: probable plastidic glucose transporter 1
Exons: 12
Coding region: 49-1683 (544 amino acids)
Biological process (GO): monosaccharide transmembrane transport
Cellular component (GO): membrane
Molecular function (GO): hexose transmembrane transporter activity
Source: RefSeq, a predicted model, not a curated record
GUUUUGUCAAAAAAUGCCACCUGACCCGAGAAAUUAUACUUCGUCCAAAUGCAGCGCGCAUUAGCAGUUCACCCUUUUCAAUGCUUCUACACACCCCGUUUCGAUCCAAAACCUUACUUUUACAACUCUCCUAAAAUUCAUACACUGUAUCCUUAUUCCAAUUCUACUUCUUUUUCACUUUCCAGAGAGCUAAAAGUUCUUGCUGCUAACAAACAGCAACCCCAUGAUAUAAUAAAUUCUGAAAAUAGAGAUGAUGAAAAUGAGUUGUUACAUGAAAAGGUUGUUGCUGCUGCUGCUGAUGAUGAUGAAAUGGAUUUGGGAUGGUUACCUGCCUUUCCUCACGUUUUGACUGCUUCAAUGUCCAAUUUCCUAUUUGGUUAUCACAUUGGAGUAAUGAAUGGUCCUAUUGUAUCGAUAGCGAAAGAGCUUGGGUUUGAGGGGAAUUCAUUUCUUGAAGGACUUGUGGUGAGCAUAUUUAUUGGUGGUGCAUUCAUAGGAAGCAUAGCCUCUGGUUCCCUUGUUGAUAAACUUGGUUAUCGUCGCACAUUUCAAAUUGAUACACUACCUCUUAUUCUUGGGGCAAUUGUAAGUGCACAAGCUCAUUCCAUUGAAGAAAUGCUCUUGGGAAGAUUCCUUGUUGGCCUUGGUAUUGGUGUUAAUACAGUAUUAGUUCCAAUUUAUAUUUCUGAGGUCGCUCCAACGAAAUAUAGGGGCUCCCUGGGGUCAUCAUGUCAAAUUGGUACAUGUGUUGGUAUCAUUGCAUCACUUUGUCUGGCAAUUCCCUCAGAAAAUGAUCCACACUGGUGGAGGACAACGCUCUAUAUUGCAAGUGUUCCAGGAUUUAUUCUUGCUCUUGGUAUGCAAUUUUCUGUUGAGAGCCCCCGCUGGCUAUGUAAGGCUGGGAGACUCAAUGAGGCAAAAAAAGCCAUCAGAAACAUAUGGGGUUCAUCAGAAGUAGAUAAAGCUAUCGCAGAGUUUGGAUCCGUCAUAAAAAAUGAUGGCAGUGACUUGGACAGCAGUUGGCUGGAACUCCUAGAGGAACCACACUCUAGAGUUGCUACCAUUGGAGGUGCCUUGUUUGUACUUCAACAGUUCGCUGGUAUAAAUGGAGUUCUCUACUUCUCAUCCUUGACUUUCAAAGAUGUUGGAAUCUCAAGCAGUGCUUUAGCAAGCUUAUAUGUAGGACUGACCAACUUUGCAGGUGCACUAUGUGCUUUAUACUUGAUGGAUAAGCAGGGGAGACGGAGGCUUCUAAUAGGAAGCUACGCUGGAAUGGCUUUAUCAAUGUUUCUUAUUGUUUGUGCUAUCAGCUUUCCAUUGGAAGGUGAAAUAAGCAACAACUUAUCAAUACUCGGAACAAUCUUGUAUAUUUUCACCUUUGCUGUUGGAGCUGGGCCAGUAACUGGUCUUAUAAUACCAGAGCUCAGCAGCAGCAGGAUGCGAGGGAAGAUAAUGGGCUUUAGUUUCUCCGUUCAUUGGGUCUGCAACUUCUUGGUGGGUUUGUUUUUUCUGGAACUCGUUGAGAAAUUUGGUGUUGCUCCAGUUUAUGGAAGCUUUGGUGUUUUUUCUUUGAUGGCAGCAGCAUUUGCUUACUAUUUUAUAGUUGAGACUAAAGGCCGAUCUCUUGAAGAGAUUGAGAUGUCACUAAAUCUCAAUUUUGAGGGCAAACGUAAUUCAGAAUAAUCUCAUCUCAUACUGAUCAUCAAGUCGCAAGACUGCGCUUUUGCUCAUUUCAUUUUGACCAUCUUGAUGCUUUGAUUGGUCUUGGAGCUAAAAAUCAAGCUACAUUGUCAUGACAUAAUAUGUGCUGGAUUUUAUUUCAUUUUGUACUAUAACUCAUAAACAACAUUGUAAAUGAUAUUGUAAUAUUAUUCUUUUGUUAGUUUCUUUUGCAAACUGAGAUUUUUUUCGAA